This is a messenger RNA of Salvia hispanica, 768 nucleotides long. The record is from RefSeq and is a predicted model, not a curated record. NCBI's taxonomy places the organism in Eukaryota, Viridiplantae, Streptophyta, Magnoliopsida, Lamiales, Lamiaceae.
UCAGAAUGGGCAACUCCUGCGACACCGCGCUGCACAUAGCCAUCUCUAACGGCGAGGCGUCCAUCGCGAAAGCGCUCGUCGAUAUCGUCUACCAAACAAAAGGAGCCCUCUGGGCGUACAACAAACGCGGCGACAUGCCUCUUCACCUUGCUGCCCAUCUCGGCAACGCUGACUUGUGCCAUUGCAUCGUCGCCGCCCUCCACGGCCGGAAGGAGUCGUUUUAUGCCCUGCACUCGCUUUGUGUAGGUGAUGAAGGGUACCGUUAUUGCAGGGGAAGAGACGGAGACACUAUUCUGCAUGCCUGCCUCGAAGGGGGAUUUGGCUUAUGAUAUUAUGACAGUCUACAAUAAGCUAGUUGCAGCUCGCAACAAGGACGGUGUGUCGCCGCUACAUAUUCUGGCGAACAAGCCAUCUGCCUUUGAAAGUGGAAGCAAAAUUAGAGGCAUUGAUAAACUCAUCUAUCAUUGCAUAUUUGUUGAUAAGGUGCCUCAUUCGAUGAUGCCCAAUCAAGCUGCGGCGGAUCUUCAAUACAAGGAAGAUGCAAAUUAUCCAGAGAAUUAUCAUACCUGCCUCGUAACCUUCAAUCAACUGUGGAAUAUAUUGCGAAGGCUAUUGAACAGUCACAGCAGCCAGAAACACGACGAAGAAAAUAUAGGCAAUGACAAGAAAGCGAAGCUCGAAACUCCAAAAAACGGUUUUGUUGACAAACUAAGACUGCAAAUGCAGAGCGACGCCAAUAUGAAUGGGAUAAAAAAGGUCAAAUACUAA